Molecule: messenger RNA, 2742 nt
Organism: Leishmania braziliensis MHOM/BR/75/M2904
Lineage: Eukaryota; Euglenozoa; Kinetoplastea; Trypanosomatida; Trypanosomatidae
Exons: 1
Coding region: 1-2742 (913 amino acids)
Molecular function (GO): nucleic acid binding
Source: RefSeq, a predicted model, not a curated record
AUGACUGCCAUGCAGAGACCUUUUUUAGGCGACCUCCAUGGUGCAAUGGUGCCAGGGGUGCGACGACGCCUCGUCAUCGAUCCGAUUUGGCGAGUGAUCGAUGCCCAACAGUACCGCUCUCUAUGGAAAGUCCUCUCCGCCGAAGCUGCAUUCUGCGGCUUCGUCGGGUUCGACAUGGAGUGGACGACAACACUCCAAGCACCUGAUGUUGACAGCGACAACAUCAGGCCCCCCAAGGCACGCGGUGCGUCUGGAAAGCCGAAGGCGCGUCGACUGCUGGGGCCUGUCGCGACGAUUCAGCUAAGCACGUACUCUUGCACCAUCGUGGUUAAGUGGAUCCACUUGCACGCCUUGGCCACAGGUGGCUUCGCCGAUGUUCUCCGAGACCCGUUUGCUCCGACGUCGGCUAGCUGGCCAUGCUAUCGUCAGGGGCAGAGCCAAAACUCGGUGACCCUUCUGCACGAAGUAUACACAAAUAUGUUGCACCUCAUCCACGACCAACGCAUCUUCAAGACCGGCGUCGGCAUUCAUGGCGAUGAGGUGAAGCUCCAUCGCGACUACCCGCCGGUUCAACUUCGGUCAGCGGUGGAUCUGGUUGAGCUGGCAGAUGCCUGUUUGCCAGAUACGGUCCCUGAUCAUAGCCGCAAGCACACGGACCAGAAGGUGACCCUAGUACGAACAGACUCUUUGCGCAGCCUCAGCAACAUGUGCUGUGCCCUCACAGGGCGAAGGCUGGGCAAGGACAUGGCUGUCGUGAUGAGCAACUGGGGUGGCUGCCACGGCGCCCUCACACCGCUGCAGAUCGAGUAUGCAGCAGAGGACGCCGAGGCGUCGUACGAUGUCUGUGUCGCCAUUUUGAAAGGUGGUGGCUUCAUCGUCGACAAUGAGGCUUCUGCAACGCAUUCGAGCAACAGCACAACUCAUUUUCCAUGGAGUAUGGCGAAAGAGCUCGACUGUCGUGAAGUGCUGGCUUGCUGCACCACAGCGCCGAUUAGCACGUUUAAAAUCACCUCCGCUGCACUGAAAGGCGCUGCAAACGGGGCGGCGGGAAUCCUGUGCGACGCACCUGAAACUGACGUGGACGCGUCAGUGUCGAAAGCGCCUUGCUCCACUGCAGCAGACAUUGAAGAGGAGGGUGGUGCGCGGUGGUGCAGAGGCCGUGAGCGGCCGUACUAUGACAACAUCAACGUCUUCGAUCCCGACAUGCAGCUGGUCUUCACAGUGGACAAGAGUAAAGCGAAUUGGUAUGUAAAGAAGAAGGGGCUUGCCAGAGUGGUGCAGUGGCGUACGCCUGCUGGCGCGAUAGUGACGGAGGAAGAGAAGGGAGCGUUUUCCGAUGCAGAGCAUUUGAAGGUGUCCGCCAUUCAGCUCAGCUUUGCGCCGGACUUGGCCCGCUACAAUGAUGUGCACAUCCGUCGUAACAUGGACUACUUCAAGCAGCAAAAGGACAACAUCUGCGUGGUGUGCGGCAGCGGCGGGUCGCUCGUGCGGUUUGCCGUCGUGCCACUGAUGUACCGCCGCUUUUUCCCGAGAGUGUACAUGAGCCACAACAGCUACGAUCUUCUUUUGCUGUGCCCUCCCUGCUUUGCCAAGUCUCGAUUGCUGUACGAUCGCCUGCGCCAGAACGUCGCUGAUGACUUCGGCAUCCCGCUCACCCAUCUGCGCGCCAAGCAGCGCGACGAGUACGCUGAUGUAAUACGGCAGAUGGCGCAAGCUAUAGACGUACGCUCUACUACUUACGAGGAGGCAAAGAGACGAGCGCUAUCCACGCCGGGGCACGUGGAUGUGCCUGAGAGAGACUGCGAUCUACACCCGCGCCUCCGGCUUCGAGGAAUGCAAGACUUCCUUGCUUUAAUGGAGCAUCGCGAGACACUGGACAAGGUGUUCAGUUUCGCCAAAGCCCUUCACCUCUACUAUGAGUCCUUGCGAAGGCACGCAGAAGCAAGCGACAGUGGUGACGGUGACAUCGAUGUGGGGAACGUGGUGGCCUCACCUGACGGUGCUUGUAGACCUUCGGAGAUGUUAACGAGACUCAGGAGGAGAAACAGGCAUCACAGUCAGAAGGUUGGCACCGCUUGUGCAGCGGGCGCUGCCCUUCUCCCGGCGGAGCGGCGCACUAUGAUGGCUGACUACCUGCGCAAGCACGCCUCUGUCUACCCAUUCUUUGCUCGCCGAAGAGACGAGGUCGACUGUCAGGACGGUCGGCAACUUCAAGACGCCGUGUUUCACGCCGAAAGUGAUGGCGCCGCAUCGGCGCAAGGCGUACGUUUCAUCUUAACCGGCGUUGCCGAGGUGCCUGGCGCCGCUGGGUACAUGUACAGGGACAGCGCUGGAAUGCAGCAGGGUAACUCGAGCCGCAGUGUGCUGACGCGGUACUGGCUCGACACGCAUUCGGAGCUGCUGACGAUGCUCCCCACUUUGACUCGUGCGGAAGAGAGGCCACUUCAGCCAGUGGACAGGGGCGAGGUGAGGAAAUUGGAUAGCGGCCUUACGCAGCGUAACUCGCCAUCCGCCGACAUCGCGGCCGAUAGUGAGGCAUGGGGGAUGCCAUACGUGGAUAGCCACGCAUUCCUAGUGGUGCGUCUUCUCUUAGAGAAGUACUCCGAUUCAUCACUGUAUGCCAAGACGGGUGAUCACGCGGUAGGCCAAUUCAUCUUCCGCUGGCGGUCUAGUUUCGUGGAGGGAAUGCACCCGCAACACCUACCGUGUGGGUGGACUCCGGAGGAUGGCAUUCUACAGUGA